GUGCGUCUUUGCCUCGAAGUGGGGGUCCGUGCUGGUUACUUCACAGUAGGAGGACAACUUUUCAUUUGUCCCGUGUCCUCCCUGCUGCUGGGUCCUGACAUCAACACGCAGGAUGGAGACGAGCCCCAUCCCGGUGGUGACUGUCCAAACCGCCCCCUUCGAGGACCAGCGGCCGGGUACCAACGGGCUGCGGAGGAAGACGGCCGUGUUCGAGGGGAAGAAGAACUACUUGCAGAACUACAUCCAGAGCGUCCUGUCCUCCAUGGAUCUGCGGGACCGGCAGGGCUGCACCAUGGUGGUGGGCAGCGACGGCCGCUACUUCAGCCGGGCUGCCAUCGAGGUGAUCGUUCAGAUGGCAGCUGCCAACGGGAUUGGUCGUCUGGUAAUCGGUCACAACGGCCUCCUGUCCACGCCUGCCGUGUCCUGCAUCAUCAGGAAGAUCAAGGCCAUUGGUGGGAUCAUCCUCACGGCAAGCCACAACCCCGGAGGCCCCGGUGGGGACUUUGGAAUCAAGUUUAAUGUGGCAAACGGAGGUCCGUCUCCAGAUACAGUGAUGGAGAGGAUCUCCCAGGUGAGCCGGACACUGGAGGAGUAUGCCAUCUGCCCUGAUCUGCAUAUUGAUCUCUCUAGGCCGGGGAGGCAAGAUUUUGAUCUUGAGAACAAAUUCAAACCUUUCAGAGUGGAGAUUGUUGACUCAGUUGAAGUCUAUCUACAACUGCUUCGAAACAUCUUUGACUUUUCCGCCAUUAAAAGUCUCCUCACCGGACCGGAUCAGCCGAAGAUACACAUAGAUGCCAUGAAUGGAGUGAUGGGCCCGUAUGUGCGCAGGAUCCUGUGUGAUGAGUUGGGGGCUCCUGCUAACUCUGCAGUCAACUGUGUACCACUGGAGGACUUUGGUGGUCGACCUCCUGAGCCCAACCUGACCUAUGCAACCUCACUGGUUGACGCUAUGAAAGGAGGCGAGUUUGGAUUUGGAGCUGCAUUUGAUGCAGAUGGGGACCGUUACAUGAUCCUUGGAGAAAAUGGCUUCUUUGUGAACCCGUCAGACUCGGUGGCCGUCAUUGCUGCUAACCUCUCCACCAUCCCGUACUUCAGACAGCAUGGCAUCAGAGGCUUUGCUAGGAGUAUGGCCACCAGUGCUGCCCUCGACAGGGUAGCCAAAGCCAUGAAACUGGCAUUGUAUGAGACACCGACGGGUUGGAGGUACUUCGGGAACCUGAUGGAUUCUGGGCGUUGCUCUCUCUGCGGGGAGGAAAGCUUUGGAACAGGUUCAGACCACAUUCGAGAGAAAGAUGGCUUGUGGUCAGUGUUGGCAUGGCUGUCCAUCAUGGCGGCCAGAAAACAAGGCGUGGAGCAGAUUGUCAGAGAGCACUGGGCCCGAUUUGGACGCAACUACUUCUGCAGGUUUGACUACGAAGGCCUGGACCCACGUGCAGCCUUCCACCUGAUGAGGGACCUGGAAGGUGUAAUCUCAGACAAAGCGUUCAUCAGUCAGAAGUUUGCUGUGGGCGACCACAUCUACAGCGUGGAGAAGGCUGAGAACUUUGAGUACAUUGACCCGGUGGAUGGAACAGUGGCUCGAAACCAGGGUUUAAAGAUUGUCUUCACUGAUGCGUCCCGUCUUGUGUUUCGGAUGAGUGGGAGUGGUGGAGGGACGGGUGCCACCAUACGCAUUUACGCUGAAAGCUUUGAAAAGGACCCAGAGAGACACAGCAGAGAGACUCAGGUGGUGCUGGGUCCUCUCAUCGCCAUCGCCCUGAAGAUCUCAAACAUUCAUGAGAGGACGGGGCGGCGUGGUCCGAAUGUCAUCACAUGAGCCAGCAGGGAGACACACAAACACACACACAUUCACAAACAAAAUAUGCAUCUACCUGCUUACACUGAUAAACCCCUGUUCAAAUUAUUCUCUCUUGAGCUUAUCUGCCAUCCCUGUGGCUUCAGCCUGGUUUUACACUUUCCUUUUUUUUUUUAAACAAGCUGAGAUGUGUUUUGCUUGGGUUUGCUUGGGUCCACUCAUUUCUGUUCACUGCUAUGAAAAAUUAAAAUAAAAAUUACCAUGAGUAGAAGAAAAAUGUGUAAACAAUAAACACAAAUGUGCAGACAGAAUAUUAGUGUUUGUAGCUUGCUUUAAUCAAUGAAGGGAUUCAAAUAACAGUGCAGUAAUCACUUCAUGUUAGUUUAGUUAGUUUUCCAUCCCAAUCGGUUUUAAUCGUUUCAUUCAUACACACAAUGAUCCUCACAC
Messenger RNA from Nematolebias whitei (Rio pearlfish), 2242 nucleotides. It is a transcript of the gene pgm5, whose product is annotated as phosphoglucomutase 5. The transcript is spliced from 11 exons. NCBI's taxonomy places the organism in Eukaryota, Metazoa, Chordata, Actinopteri, Cyprinodontiformes, Rivulidae. Bases 113 to 1816 code for a protein of 567 amino acids. Gene Ontology annotation, biological process: myofibril assembly; striated muscle tissue development; carbohydrate metabolic process. Gene Ontology annotation, cellular component: cytosol; adherens junction; sarcolemma. The record is from RefSeq and is a predicted model, not a curated record. Gene Ontology annotation, molecular function: magnesium ion binding; phosphoglucomutase activity.